AUGGGGAAACCCCGCAUGAUCAUAUUGAUUCGCCAUGCGCAGUCAGAGGGCAACAAGAACCGCGACAUUCACCAGUUCAUACCAGACCAUCGGGUAAAGCUCACUCAACAUGGCUGGACCCAGGCCGAAGAGGCAGGACGACAGUUGCGCUCUUUACUCAAGCCAGACGAUACCCUCCAGUUCUUCACCUCGCCAUACCGUCGCACACGCGAGACGACCGAGGGCAUCUUGCGCACACUCACCGCCGACGACCCCACGCCGUCUCCCUUUCCCCGCAAUAAGAUUACCGUGUUUGAAGAGCCGCGACUGCGAGAACAGGACUUUGGCAACUUCCAGCCAUGCUCGGCAGAGAUGGAGCGCAUGUGGCAGGAGCGAGCAGACUAUGGUCACUUCUUUUACCGCAUACCCGACGGCGAGAGUGCAGCAGAUGCCUACGAUCGAGUGAGUGGCUUCAAUGAGAGCUUGUGGCGAUCCUUUGGCGACGACAACUUCCCGAGUGUGUGCGUCUUGGUUACUCAUGGCCUGAUGUCGAGGGUGUUCCUCAUGAAAUGGUACCACUGGUCUGUCGAGUACUUUGAAGAUCUCCGCAACGUCAACCACUGCGAAUUCAUCAUCAUGAAGCGGAGCGAGAACAACGGCCGAUACAUCCUGCAGAACGAGCUUCGGACGUGGUCAGAACUGAGGAAACGCGCUGCAAAGGAAAAGGAAGACACUAAGAGUGCUACCACGACCACGCCGAGCAGACAAACACCACUGAGUGCUGGAGGUCAAACAGGAGCCACUUCCUCGCCCACCAUUCCCAUACGUCGUUGGGGAGGCUGUGUGAAUGGUUGCAACCACGACAAGAUAAACUACCCCCGCCGUCCGAUGCGCAAGAACACAAUGGAGUACCUUGGAAGCAACCAGCAGUUACCUCCACCCGCUGUCGCUCACAUGGAAACACUAGGCAGCGAACAGGAAGAUCAUCCCGUUGCAUCCCAAGAGGCUGACCACGCUCCCAUCAUCAACGAACCCUCGCCCGCGAAGCUGUCGCGCAAGCAGAGUACCAAGGGCAACCCCAUUCCAGCAAUGCCACCGACCCCAGCAUCACCGAAUGACGCCUCCAAUGACGCCACAAGUAGCGAGGAAGACCAAGCAACCACCUCCGUGACCCGGUCGAAUAACCACGCCCAGCCAAGAACGGCUGCCGUGUUGCGUCAUCUACAACCGCCCCACAGCAUUGCUGGUGAGGGCUUCUCCGACGAUUCCGACUACUUCCCGGGUAUGCAACACCUCCACCACAACACCAACCACCGCAAGUUCCUCCGCGCAAGCUCAACCCAACGCAAACAUUCAAAGGACCGCAAGCUGCAGCGAAAACAAGCCGAGCAGGGUUGGAUCGAAGAAUCAGGCAUGGGAAAUGGCGCAAAGACCGAUCGCCUCGGUGACGGCGAUGCAACCAGCGACGAUGCUGCCUUUGCGAAAGAAAAGGAAGGAGAGCCCAUUUUACAAGAAGCGCUCAAAGGCAACAUGGUUGUUGAGAAGAGCGAAGACAGGGAUGUGAGCGAUGAUGCUGAUGCCGAGAAGAAGAUUGGUGAGACGGAGAUUGAUAGGAUGCAGGAUGCGGAGAGAAAGGGCUUUGGUGAGGUUUAUUAGAUGUUGGUUAGAAAUGGGUUAGAAUAUGGUAUAGACAUGAAGAUAUGAUGUUGUAUUACGAGAUGACUGUUCGUCUUGUUUCA
Pyrenophora tritici-repentis Pt-1C-BFP is the source of this 1718-nucleotide messenger RNA. RefSeq names its product phosphoglycerate mutase family protein. The record is from RefSeq and is a predicted model, not a curated record. Lineage: Eukaryota; Fungi; Ascomycota; Dothideomycetes; Pleosporales; Pleosporaceae. Gene Ontology annotation, molecular function: phosphatase activity.